Sphaeramia orbicularis (orbiculate cardinalfish) is the source of this 1716-nucleotide messenger RNA. Its product is annotated as sialic acid-binding Ig-like lectin 10. Gene Ontology annotation, molecular function: sialic acid binding. Gene Ontology annotation, cellular component: plasma membrane. The record is from RefSeq and is a predicted model, not a curated record. The transcript is spliced from 7 exons. The coding region runs from base 178 to 1344 and encodes 388 amino acids. NCBI's taxonomy places the organism in Eukaryota, Metazoa, Chordata, Actinopteri, Kurtiformes, Apogonidae. Gene Ontology annotation, biological process: cell adhesion.
AUCAUUCUUUAAACUGUUCAGUGGUGGUGCCAUCAACUUCAGACAACUGAAAACGGGGAAGAAAACUUUACACAAAAUUACAAACACUAUAAAUAAAAAUAUCAACCAAAACAUAGUUGCAGAACUUUUGCAUGACGAGAGUGAAUCUGACUCAAGAGGAACAAAGGCAACGAACAAAUGGUUCCAGAAAGCCCAAGGAUGACUUCAUUUUCUUUGAUGAUGCUCUGCCUGUUCUACAUGGCCAGCAACAGCCAACCUCAAUGUCUCAAAGAAUAUUUUGAUGAUGCUGACUUCUCGAUCCGUGUAAGAGACCACGUUAAAAUGACAUAUUUGGAUUGUGUCCCUCUUAAAUAUCAGUUAACUUAUCCAGAAAACAUAGUGACCAUCCCAUAUAAAAAGAUUUGGUUCAGUGGAGAUCCAACAAAUGCUGUAAAUGUUAAAAAUGUAGUUGCUGUGGAACCCACGAAAACAGACAGUUUGGCACUAAAAGAUUUGACACUUGGAGAGCACGAGUUUGGCUUCAAACUGGAAUGGGGGUGUAAUCAAUCAUAUGUGUUUCCUAAGAGGGUUCGCAUCUCAGUUUCUGAGAUGACCAAAAGACCAACUGUUCUUGCUAACCUCAUGGUGGAAGGAGAAACAACCUCACUCCAUUGCCUAGCUGCUUCAUUAUGCCUUAAGACACCUAAAAUCCAAUGGAAGUGGCCCAAUGGAAGCAUUAUAGCACCUGAAAGUAGUGAUUUGUUUCUUUCGGGUAUCAGUAACAUAAACAUUACACCCACAGCAGAUGACGACAACAGCAACAUCACAUGUGAGGCUCAUUAUGGAGACAAGAUUCUUGAAAAAACGAUCACCUUGACAGUUAAUUAUUCACCUAAAAUCCUCGAUGUUUCCCAGUGUGUAGUUGAAGGAAUGCUUCUGGUUUGCGUGUGCAUCAGCCAGGGGAAUCCACUGCCACAAAUCAGCUGGGAUUUGGCCUCUGUCACUGACUACUCUGUCGCCAACUCCAGCAGCAUUCACACUGUGAACAGUAUCUUAACCAUGUCUGCGUCCAACUACCAUAACUCCACUGUAAAAUGCAUCAGUGUCAAUGAACUGGGCCGUGCUGGAAAGACAAUUCCCCUUCAGACGUUCCCUGGUCUGAAGAAAUUUGAAGCAACAAUUCCCUGGAUAAUAAUCAGUGGUUCCUCAAUUUUGAACCUGAUCUUCCUCACUCUGAUGAUCUGCAUAUAUAAACGGGCGGAAAGUGAAAAGAGGAAAUACUAUGAAGAAACAAACACAUAUGCUUCCUUGAACAAAGCAGAUGUGCAGGAGGAGUACAGUGUUAUUUCACCACGCCCAACAUGAACCAUUAAUGGCAUACUGUGGUUUCUCUUUCUAUGAUUUUAAUGUUGUGUGCAUAGCGUAUAGUAUGUGUGACUAUAGAUGUAUUAUAUGGUCACACACUGAUUUUUCUGUUAAAUUUAACUUUGUAUGUCUAAUGUUCUCUAUCUCAGGUUACAUAUUUGGACUGCAAGCAAAUAAUUUUUAUAUGAGGGGAAGUCACGUACCCGUGCAGUUACCAAAACCACCAAUGAAUCAAAGCAAUAUAUCCACAGACUGUAUCACUCACAGAAUAAAGUAUGAAGCUCAUUGUGUACACACAUCUGUAUUAUGGUAUCAUUGACUUUUCUUCUCCAAACUAAAACUCUUAACCACUUAUUGUGACGUUUGGUCAAA